Molecule: messenger RNA, 1107 nt
Organism: Lichtheimia ornata
Lineage: Eukaryota; Fungi; Mucoromycota; Mucoromycetes; Mucorales; Lichtheimiaceae
Exons: 2
Coding region: 1-1107 (368 amino acids)
Biological process (GO): regulation of cyclin-dependent protein serine/threonine kinase activity
Cellular component (GO): nucleus; cyclin-dependent protein kinase holoenzyme complex
Molecular function (GO): protein kinase binding; cyclin-dependent protein serine/threonine kinase regulator activity
Source: RefSeq, a predicted model, not a curated record
AUGACCACAUCUGAUGUUCAUGUUCCAGCUUUUGAUCCCACUACAACCUCCGUAACGACGAGGGCUACGGCCCCGGGGUCGUACUACCACCACCCUUGUUUCCAGCCCUCCAUGACAACGACGACAACUACUACAACUACUACUACUGUUACUCUCCCACAAACAACAACCACGACUUUGCUAUUGAAUUCUACUACGGAUCCUAGUCUCUACUCGCUUACUCAUGGUAGCUAUCAAUAUCCACAACAUUUGCUUCACCCACAACAACAACAACCACAACAACAACCACUACCACCGUUGCCCUUGCAACAGCUACCACCAGCACAGCAACCACCGUUUGCACUUUCGAGCAUGCCAUCCGACCUUAGCAGUGUUAGUAGCAGUAGCAGCAGCAGCAGCAGCAAUACCAGUUUUUCUGUUGCCUCUGCAGCUACCAAUUCUACUACGGUCACUCCUGAAGAUGAUGAAAAGCCAUGUGAGAAAUAUAGGCAAUUUCUACAUUCGACGCGACAAGAGCGCACUGUCGUGAUUGAUAAGCUGGUUGAUGUGUCUGCCGAGAUUAUUGAUUCUAUUUGGAACCCUGCCAGAGAUUGCAAAGUGGUGUCUACACGCAACUUUAUUCAUGAAAUCUUGAAACGUUCCAAAGCGACCUAUUCAACCUUGCAGAUCAGCUUGUUUUAUCUGUUUCGAGUCAAGAAACGUGUCCAUGAUCGAUUGCAAACCCGCCAGCGUAUGCCGCCAUCACCGCCACUUUCACCUCCGCGUGAUGGUGGUGGCCAUGUUGGUGCCAAAAAGAAUCGAGAUCGUAUGGAAGACAUGAUGCUAUGUGGCCGACGUAUGUUUCUUGCUUCUUUGAUGGUGGCUUCAAAGUAUCUUCAAGAUAAAAACUAUCGCAACAGAGCAUGGGCCAAGAUUGCGGGAUUGGAUCUCAAAGAAGUCAACACCGCCGAAUUGGCAUUCCUGCGUUUGAUUGAUUACAAGCUGCAUAUCAGUAAGCCGACCUUUGAUAAGUGGUAUACCUUGUUGCAUGGCUACCUUCAAAAGAAGCAACAACAAGAAAAAACCUCCUCAGCGUGUGCUUUUCAAAUAAAAAUGGAUUCCGUCUAG